Phialemonium atrogriseum is the source of this 918-nucleotide messenger RNA. RefSeq lists its product as uncharacterized. The coding region runs from base 234 to 851 and encodes 205 amino acids. The record is from RefSeq and is a predicted model, not a curated record. The transcript has a single exon. Lineage: Eukaryota; Fungi; Ascomycota; Sordariomycetes; Cephalothecales; Cephalothecaceae.
GGUCGAGGUUGGAAGGAACGCAACAAAAGCGAACACUGAACAGAGGAAGGAUUGUCGCUCCCCAACCCAAGAGGUUGCGUUGCGCAAGUGGAAUCGAGCUUUGCUGCUCUUUGGUCUCAGUAGGUAGCCGGUCAGGUGACACCCGAUGCACACCCCAUGGGCACUCCCCCUAUCUCCUCCCCCCACGCACACCAUAAUCCCGUGUCCCACGAGAAUAUCAUGUGCAUGCAUGCAUGGACGCACGCACACGUCUCCUGGGUACGAAGCUUAACCACGAGCUCUACCAGUCGCAGAUACCAGUCGUAGAUACCAUCUUAGUUACCCUCUUGAUGCCUCAACCCCCAAUAAAACAAGUCAUAUCCUCCACGGGCGUGGGGUGCCGACCGACUAGCCAGAUGACGACCGUCCAGGGGGCGAUUACGAAGAGCAGUCAGUCCCUUGGCUGUGGUGAGCAUGGGAUGGAGGUUAGGGCGAGCAUAGUUCGCGGGCCGGUCCUCCUCAGUAGCAUCGUGGUUGGAUUUCAGAGUUCGGGGCGCAACAAGCGGGUUGCCAAAUGCCUAUCAAUUCCCAGGCAGGCAUGGGAAGAGAAAAGCAAUAUGUCAAUGCCACAUUGCCAGUGUCCCGGAAAACCCCCCCUGCGCUCUGAUGCUGAUCUGGGUUCCCAAGGAUCUCACAAUUUGCACGGGCGACCUCACACCCUUGUUCUGUCAUUUAUGAGACUGGCCGGAAGCUUCCCCGCGGCCUGCUCUCCCUCGCUUGAGGUGUGGGGGGUCUCCUGGUUUGGGGAAGUUUGGUCACGCUGCUGGAAGUGGAAAAUUAGGAAUGGCAAAGGUGGGGGUGCCAGUUGGUGACACACGGGGAACAAGAGACAAAAAGCAAAAGAUACUUUUGGACCGGUAAUUAAUACUCCAUCUGUUU